CCCUAAAAGAAGGAGCUGGUGCUGGAAUAAAGCCCAGGAGCUUGGGAAUCUCUUUGGAAACAGCACGUUAAUUAAUCCAGCAUUAAUCCACACACCUGCAGCCCCUGCACACCUGAAUAUUCUUCCACUCCUCAGCCCCACAUGAUUCUUGUCCCAUAAAAACCUGACCCAGCUCUGCUAGGGAAAGGGAGACUGUGGGUGCUGUUGUUUUGGUUUUUGUCUCUUUUUUUGUUUGUUUGGGGUUUUUUUUGGUUUUUUUGUUUGUUUGUUUUUUAUUUUGUUUUUGUGUGUGUGCUGUGUAAAUGAUCCAGUGCCCUGUGGUGUUUUAUCUGUUUUCUUGGUGCCUCUUUGUGAAGUUUAUCUCAAGUUUUUAUUGUCUCCUCUGUGAAAAGGUGAUGGUUUUGGUCUUUUUUUUUUUUUCUUUAAUAUAAAAAAUGAUACAUUUGUAAGAUCUGCUCUGUCUGAUAUAUGUGACAAUUAAGAACUAUUACACUUUAAUUUUUUUUUUUAAAUAUUCUCUCUUGCUUGGUGCAGGUGCCUUCUGGUAAUGCAUUAAGCUGGUUUUAAUAUCCCAAACUAAAUUUAAUCUGCUGUUUGGCAGUCAGGCUUUGUCUGUCCUGGCUUGUGCAGAUUUUACAGCAUCAGUUCUUGGAACCUGACGGUGCCUUAAUGUUAUUAAAUCUCUCUGGUGUGGUGUUCCAUCCGUACUGCAGCAGCUCCUGUGCUGCAAUUCAAGAUGAAAGAUGAAAUUGCUGCCGUGGUUUUCUUCAUCACAAAGCUGGUGAAGAGGGAGGGCAAGCUGAGCAAGGAUGAGAUAGAGAAGUUUGCAGCGAAGCUGACCACGAUCCUGUUUGAAAAGUACAAAAAUCACUGGUACCCAGACACUCCAUCCCGAGGCCAAGGCUUCAGGUGUAUCAGGAUCAACAAACAGGCGCGGGAGCCCCUGCUGGAGCAGGCUUGCGUGGACAGCGGGGUGCCCUUCAGCCUGCUGGGCUUGCCCAAGGACGUGACGGUGUGGGUGGAUCCCUUCGAGGUGUCCUGCAGGUACGGGGAGAGGAACCAUCCCUUCAGCGUGGCGCGCUUUGACGGCAGGGAGAACCCCGAGCUGCCCCAGCACGUCAGCCUCGCUGUGGCCAAAGCUGCCCUGGACUAUGACUCGGGCACCUCCUCGGAUGAGGAGAGCUUCAGCAAGGAGCCCAGAGCCAUCCCCACUGUCAGCAACCCCAACAGCAUCUACCAGCUCCUGCAGGCUCCCCCCGUGCCCUGGUGGCAGUACCAGCACAGAAAGCCCCACCUGGCCGAGGGCUCCCACUUUGGCCAGCACAGGGGCUACAGGACCCACGGGCCCGUGGCCACCUCUGCUGGCCCCUGCGUGGACAGGUACCACUGGAUCAACCCCAAGAAGUAGAGCCGGGGCUCCUUUUAUGUUUUGGAGCCCUGAUUUUAUCACGGGGUGAAGGCCGGCGCUGUCAAACCUCCUAAAAAGAGCAUUUCUUGUCCAAUCCCUACCCCCUGACUCUAUUUAUUAAUAUUUUUGAGGGGUGGGGGUGGGGGGGUAUUACGGGUUUUUUUAAUAGUUUUAAUUGAUGUUAACGUGAGAAUUAAGAUGUAAUGUGGGGACUCUUCUUGUGAAUUUAAAAAGGAAAUGCGUUAAUUAAUAAAUUAAUAAAUCUGCUGUUAUCGAAGCCAGCUGCUGGUGGUGUUCAGGAAUUUUUCUGAUGGAAGA
Molecule: messenger RNA, 1726 nt
Organism: Cinclus cinclus
Lineage: Eukaryota; Metazoa; Chordata; Aves; Passeriformes; Cinclidae
Gene: BTG4
Product: BTG anti-proliferation factor 4
Exons: 4
Coding region: 737-1408 (223 amino acids)
Biological process (GO): negative regulation of cell population proliferation; negative regulation of mitotic cell cycle
Cellular component (GO): cytoplasm; nucleus
Source: RefSeq, a predicted model, not a curated record